UAUGAUUGUCAAACGUUCAUUGAUGGACGUCAUUUUAAAGCCUAUUUAUUGAUAUUAAAUUGGUAAUAAAAACAUUUGUAAAUAAAUUGAUAAAACUCUAUUCGGUAGCAUGCUUUAAUAAUUAAUUCCCCUCAAUUCGCUUUGAAGCCAUGGCAAAUAAAAUGGACGAGUUUAAACAGAAAAUUAUGGGGUUCAUCCAUAAACAGCCUCCCAAAAUCCCUUCAAUGGGAUUCGAUGAUUCAAACUAUCAUUUCCCUCAAAUGCCCACGUUGUCUAUCAACAGUAAAACUGCUCAAGAUAGCGAUAGACCGGCAGAUCAAGAUAUUUUAGAAAGCAUCGAAGCAGCUUAUUUUUCCAUGAAUCCAGAUUUCGACAUAUGUAGAUUUGAGCUAGCUAAGCUGCCAGAGACGCUGGAAUGCGACCAGAUUCAAAGGGACUUCAAGAAUUUGAAACAGCAACAUUCAGUCGUAUCUAAAAAAGUGCUUCAGCUUAUCUUGGAGCAUCAAAGUGCUUGCAAUAAUGAAUUUAAAACCAUUCAAGACAUUCUGCAAGAAGUUAAAGCCACUUUAGAUCAAUGCAAGGAGAGCAGAAAGCAGCUGGCUAUUUGUGGGAAGCAGUUUUCAUCCAGUUUAGGAAUUUUGGCAAACUACAGAAAGAGGAAACUCGCUCAAAGGCUGCUGGGAAAUUUAAAUAUGAUUAAGAAUUUGCAUAGCUUUGACAAAAGAUGCCAAGAAUUACUCCAUGACGAGGAUUAUGCUGGAGCUAUAACGGAACUAAAAAGAUGUCAGAAAAUUGCCAUAAAAUACCGGCAUUUCAGUUGCGUGGCAGCCCUGACUUAUAAGUUACAAGAGACUUUGGAGAACACAGACACGCAAUUUGAUCGAAUUUUAGCUCAAAUGUGUUACCAUUUUGAUGGCGAAAGAUACUUCAAGCUGCAAGCAGCCUACGACUUACUUGAGAAGUCUCAUGUAGCAAUGAUUGACAAUAUACAUGUGCAUUAUAUAACUGCAAUUUACAACUCGUCUUUUAACAUUGUUAAUUCGUAUGUUUCUUCUGGGGAUGUUUUGGACUCUGGCGACAACACUGGAAAGAAUCCCUAUAAAACGCUCUGCCAAGCUGUGCCUCAAGACUAUUUUAUUUCAUGUCUAGUGCAACUGUGUAAGGUUCUUUUCAAAAUAGUUCUAAGUUAUCAUCAGUUAAUCAGAUGGUACAACAACCAAGAAGAAGGCACAAGUCAGAAUUGUUUGGGUGUGGAGCUAAAUAUGAGCAAGCAGAAACUGGAUCACAAUGUUGUGAAAAUAUGGGACGAUGUGCAAAGAAAAGUGUCCAGUUUGCUGUUAAAUGCUGAUUUAGCAGCAUACAAAUUCGACCAGUUUGUGCAAGUUUUGCGUGUGGUUCAUAGAUUAAUUCAAGUAGGAGAAGAGUUUUGCUCAAGUAAAUCUGAGGACUUGAGCGAAUCAAUACGAAAGCAGAGUAUUUGCUAUUUUAAGAAUUACCAUGCUCAACGGCUGGAUGAAUUGAAAAUAUUUAUGGAGAAUGAAAUGUGGGAGAUUUGUCCUGUUAAACCCACUUUCAAUGUGGUGCAGCUGCAGGAGUUCAGAUCGGUAAGAUCUGCGUUGAAAAAUUACAAAAACCCCAGUCAGAUCAGCCCCACAAUGCCAGUGUACUCAACAAAUUCUGCUGAUUGUUCUUCAUGCCAUUCUCAAGAUGGAAGCAGUAUUACCGGCAACUACUUCAUCAGGUAUGCAGACCAUGGCACCCCCUUUGAUACAGGCUUAGAUGACACGGUAAUCGAUGAGGAUAUUUUGGCUGUUGAUAAUGAGGGAUCAGGGUAUUUCUCAGAUGAUAGUGAGGAAGAAUCAGAAGAGCUCAAAAAGGAUUUUGUGGAUGAGGACAACAUAGAAGCUAAUGCAGCAAAUAUACCCGAAGGCAAACAUUCGCACCACAAAAAUGCCCCAAUUUUGACCAACACCACUUUAUCGGUGUUAAGACAAAUGGGCAAAUACCUGCAAAUGUCUAGGCUACUCAAACCGAUUUCCUAUCAGGUUAUUAGCUGCAUGAACGAGCUAUUUGACUUCUAUUUAUAUUGUGUUCAUCUAUUUUUUGCCUAUGAUUUGACGGUUUCAAGCAGUAAUCUUUACACUGAAACGCUCUCAACGACGCUCAGGAAAAUUAGUGAUAAUCUCAUUUUUGAACCGUCUUCGCAAGGGACCGAAUUAUCUUUUCCGGAAGGGCGGGUUCAUAAACCUUGCAUAUCGCUAAUGGUGGAUCUGAAAACACCAGAGAACCUACAUGGUUUAUCGGAAAGAAUAGUCGCUGUUGAAAGUCUGAUUUUCCUCUCAAAACAGUACGAGUUUUUGCAGGAAUAUUUGGAGUAUUUGGUGCCUCAAACAAACAGGAUUAUGCUGCAACAGUUCUUUACACAAAGUAUUUCCAGUUGCUCGGAUUUAAGAAGACCUGUUUAUAUGGCAGUGGUUGCGCAAGCAUUCGAUUUGAGGCAGAUUUUAAUUUCUAUGUCGAAAAUCAAUUGGGAAGUUAAGGAAGUAAUGUCGCAACAUAAUGCAUACAUCGAUAUGAUUUUACGAGAGGUGCAGAUAUUUAGGCUGCGACUUGAAGAUGUCGCUCAUAAAGUAUCGAUUUCUCUAGAAGUGUACAAACUCCUAUGGGAAAACAUAGCCCACAUUGUUACUCACACUUUGGUACAAGGAUUUUCUGAUGCCAAAAAGUGUUCAAAUGGCGGUCGAGCUUUGAUGCAGCUGGACUUUACACAGUUUUUAUCAAAAUUCGAAAAAAUCUCAUCACUGCGACCUGUGCCGCAUAAGGAAUAUGUGGAGAAUUACGUUAAAGCAUUUUAUCUGCCCGAAAUUGAACUUGAAAAAUGGAUCAGAGAACACAAGGAAUAUUCAUCUAAACAUUUAUUCGGCCUAGUCAGUUGUGCUUGCCAGAAUAAUAAAAAAUCUCGUCAGAGGUUGCUUCAAGUGAUAGAGGAGAGCGAGAGAAGUCCUCUGAGUAGGUAGCCCAAAAAUAGCAUUUUUAACAGCAACUUAAUUCAGUGAGUUAGAGCUUUUUAAAUUUUUAAUGUAAUCUCAAAGAUUGUGUGAUAUUCUGUACUACAUUAGAUUAAUUUUUUGUACCGGCGAAUUUUAAAGAUACAAUUUAGACGAAUGAAUGUCUCAAGAUACUUUACUACUUAUAAAAUAGGCCAACAAAUGCACUUAUUUGAUGAGAAACUGUUGGUUGAUGGGUAUUUGAAAAGCAAAACUUUAACAGUUGUUCAAUUUAUUUCAAAUAUGUACUCUUUAACAAACCAUUUGGAAUUAGGAUGUCUUAAAACUUAAAGCAAAGUACGUGGAUAAAUUAUCAUAUAAGGAUUUGAGUAUAAAUAAAGGCCACUUUCACUUUAAAUCAUUAACGUAGUUAAUCACACUUAUUUGACUAAGUGCAAUGUAUAUUCUUAAGUUUGUGUUUGAUACAACUUAGCGGUUGUUGAUAUUUUAACAUUAAAUAUUUUUAAAUUAUUUUGCUUAAAUAGGUUUUGUCGACGUAACUCAUACCCUUUGUACAUUAUUUCACAUUUCUUCGUAUACUAGAUUACUGUUGUUUCAAAUAAAUGUAACAUAGAUUGUU
This is a messenger RNA of Dendroctonus ponderosae (mountain pine beetle), 3627 nucleotides long. RefSeq names its product syndetin (gene Vps50). Gene Ontology annotation, cellular component: EARP complex. Gene Ontology annotation, molecular function: SNARE binding. The transcript has 16 exons. NCBI's taxonomy places the organism in Eukaryota, Metazoa, Arthropoda, Insecta, Coleoptera, Curculionidae. The coding region runs from base 150 to 3017 and encodes 955 amino acids. Gene Ontology annotation, biological process: retrograde transport, endosome to Golgi; endocytic recycling. The record is from RefSeq and is a predicted model, not a curated record.